Molecule: messenger RNA, 1844 nt
Organism: Salvelinus fontinalis (brook trout)
Lineage: Eukaryota; Metazoa; Chordata; Actinopteri; Salmoniformes; Salmonidae
Product: trichohyalin-like
Exons: 1
Coding region: 116-1081 (321 amino acids)
Source: RefSeq, a predicted model, not a curated record
UGUUCCCUCUCUCUCACACACACACACUGAGUAAAACAUUAGGAACACCUCCCUCAGAACAGCCUCAAUUCAUUGGGACAUGGACUCUACAAGGUGUUGAAAGCAUUCCACAGGGAUGCUGGGUGAUGUUGACUCCAGUGCUUCCCACAAGUUGUGUCAAGUUGGCUGGAUGUCCUUUGGUUGGUGGAACAUUCUUGAUACAUACAGGAAACUGUUGAGCGUCAUGGCGGGAGCCAUGUUGAGCAGAGAGAAAUGUAGGAGCAGGUAUCACGUCCUCAACAUUAAGGACAGGGCCCAUGGCACUCAGGUAUCAGAGCUGCUGGAGCAGGUAGAGGAGAUGGUGUCAGGAAACAGAGAGAGAUUCUACAGCAGUCAGACCUACCAGGAGGCAGAGACCCAGGUUAGAGAAAUGGAGGGAAAGAUCCAGAGAGAGAGAAGAGAGAGGAAACAGAGGGAGGAGAGAGAGAUGAGAGAGAGGCUUCAGAAGGAGAUGCAGGAUUCUCUGAUAAAGAUAGAGGGAGUGAUCCAGGAACAUGAGAGAGAUAUCAGAACACUCAGUGAAAGAACCAGUGAACUGGAGAGACAGGUGAAAGAAGAGAGGGAUGAGGAGAAGAUAAUAGAGCUGGAGAGGGAGCUGAAGAGGGAGUCUGAUAGGAGGGAGGAGAUGGAGAGAAAGAUGGAGAGAUUUAGAGAGAAGACAGAGAAUGAGAGGAGGGAGAUGGAGGAGAGACACAGACAGGAGAUAGAGGAGAUGAUGGAGAACUGUGAAGGAGAGGCCAGAGUUGACGCAGAGAGAAACCUGAUGAAGAUAGUCCUACCUGAGUUACAGAGGAACAUCAUGAUCUCACAGACAAAGAUGCAGAGGGAGUUCAGCAGACAGAUGGAGGAGAAGAAUAGACAGAUGGAGGAGAAAGGUGGAGAGGUGGAGAAACUGAGACAGAACUUGAAAGAAGUCAGGGAAGCUCACUCAGUAUUGCAGAAUGGACUGGAACGAGAGGGGAGAGGUCAGAGGGCACUGAUAGGGUUGUUGGGCUGGGUCAGGAGAAACUCAUCAAGUUGGCUUCUCCACAAUCUGAUAUGAGUCACCAUCACCGUCUAUGUGUAGAACCAGACCAGGUCUUCUGUCCACUGUACCGUAGUGAGUGACAGAGAGAAUACAGUAGACGGCACACGUCAAAUGUGUGAUUUAUGACCCUAUUUUAUGGGUCACGUGUGUAUGCCCAUAUAUGGACAUCCUGCAGGACAUCCUGCCUUCUGUUGUCACGCUCUCUAGGGAGUGCCCAUAUAUGUACGUUCUGUCAGGAAGUUCUCAUGCUAUCGAGUGAGUGUUUAUUUAACCAGAUAGUGCAUCUGUUCCUUUGAAGUAAAGCUGUCAUGAUGAUUGAUAUGUAGUGACCUCGUUGAACUGGGGAAUGUGUUUGAACAUUUGAAAGAGUAUGGCCUCCCCUGUUGUAGUGAACUUAGGGCUGUUGUAUAUGACAACAGUAAUGUCCAGGGGUAUUGGACAGCCGCACUAUAAGUAAGCGCUGUCAACACUACAAUCGACCUCAAUAAACCCCAGAACGCUAAAGAAAUGAAACAUGUAUUUUGUGAUCAGUGACACACACGUGAUGACCGUAACAACGGAAGCAGGACCUUGGUUGACCGUAACAACGGAAGCAGGACCUCGGUUGACCGUAACAUUUACAUUACAUUUACAUUUAAGUCAUUUAGCAGACGCUCUUAUCCAGAGCGACUUACAAAUUGGUGCAUUCACCUUAUGAUAUCCAGUGGAACAACCACUUUACAAUAGUGCAUCUAACUCUUUUAAGGGGGGGGGGGGGGGGUAGAAGGAUUACUUUAUC